Molecule: messenger RNA, 2492 nt
Organism: Oryza brachyantha (malo sina)
Lineage: Eukaryota; Viridiplantae; Streptophyta; Magnoliopsida; Poales; Poaceae
Exons: 6
Coding region: 146-2158 (670 amino acids)
Source: RefSeq, a predicted model, not a curated record
CCCCCGGAGGCCCGAUUCGCCGGCUGCGCCGCCCGAUUCGGCGCCGGUUCGGGGGGAUUUUGGUAGGCGUGGCCUGGCUGGCACGGCGGGCGUUGCGUUGCCCGGAGAGGAGGAGGGUUUUUUUUUUUUGGGUCCCCGGCGGUGGAUGGAUGCCGUCGAGCUGCCGCUCCCGGCCAAGGUGGAUUUCGGGAAGAUUUUGAGUUCCGCCGCGGUGGAGGGGCUGGACGGGGGAGCGGGAGCGGGAGGGGGAGGCGCGGCGGGUGGGGAGGUCUUGAGGCGCUGCGCGGAUGCGGAUCGACGGCACGGCGAUGUCAAGCAACAUAAUCAGAAUGCAGAUAGCAUUUCAUCCUACAGAAUUAAAGGGACUUCCUCAGAGGUCUCUAUGCAGAAAUCUCUUGCUCUUGGCAUCAAGUCUGAAAACAAUGGCAAACGGGAUUAUAUCGGAACUGAUACUGGUCAAUCGUUGCAUAAGCAAGAUACCAAAGUAUUGGCCAAAAAGACCAUAAAGUUGGAUGCCCCUCCUUGUUCAAAAAGGCCAAAGCUAGAGCCAGUACAAAUCACCAGAGAGACUGAAUCAAAGGGCCAUGAUUUCUUGUUGCAGAAAAAUGUGCCUGAAUUGAUGCAAUGCACACCAUCUGAAAAAUCUCGUCUGCUGAAGCAGAAGCGCAUUUAUGAUGCAAAGAGAAUUGACAAGAAGAAUUUUAGGUCUGGUGUCAGGUCUAAAUAUGAUUGUUUCACAUCAAGGACCGGUUUAGGAAAUUUCGAUCCUGGCUUGGGAAACAGCACGCUUGGGACACAUGGCCUUAGAUCUGAUAUCCGUGACAUCACAAAUCACAUUGAGAAUCUCUCGUUGAGUGAACUUCUCAAUGGAACUUACAAAUAUUCCAGCUUAGGAAGAGAAAAAGGAAAGAAAGUUUUGCGCACGAAAGAUGAACUUCUAGUAUCUGUCAGAAAAGCUUUUUCCAUGCUAUCUGGCAGGGACUGUAGUUAUAAUAAGGAUCCUAAUAUCCUCCUGAGCCCUAAACUUCCUACAGCAACCAUGUCCAGCUGUGACGGCAAAGACCAAUGUACCGAACCAAUGAAGGGCCCUUCACAAACUGAGGUCUGUGAUUCCACAAUUCAUUGUCCAAAAGAUAUUCUAAACCGUUUAACACUUCCCCAAGGACAUGAUCUGGACUCUCUUUUAUCACCUGCAAGUGAGAGUUCAGCUACAGUUAGGCCUUCUUUACCUUCCGUGACAACUCAUGGAGCUAGUUUGCCACCAUUUCCUUGGUCGCACUCACAAGCGGGAGGUUAUCGACCAGGUGCUGACUGUGGUAAACAUGGGUCGAGUAGGAGUAACUCCCAAUGGCAGUGGGUGAGAGUCGGAACCAAUCUCACUGCUCUAGAUAGUGAAGAUUCAUCUGUGCAUAAAAUUGAUGAUCUUCUUCAAGAAAUGGAUACAGCAAAAACAUCCAUAAUGGAUUCGUAUGGCAAACAAUCUAGUUUAUGCUGCACGGAAUCAACUUCUGGUUCUCUUGGACAAAUUAUUCAAUCAAGAAAAAAGUUGAACGGGCAUAAUUCACAGCAACUAUUUCCCAUGGACAAUGGAGAUUCCUCAGAUGGCUUCCAGAAGCAUGACAGCGAAUCAUUUCUUCUAAGAACACCUCAAGCGUCACCAAAGGUAUUGCAGGCUGCUGAGAUCCUAUGUGAUAUGAGAAGCAGCACAGAUGCUUGGAGUUCCCAGGUAUACAGCAAUGGAACAAUCAAGUGGCCAAAGUCACCUUCUGAGAAGGUGAUGAAGGCCCGCAAACCUUCAUCACCAUUUGGUACAGCCGAGAGCUCAUCCGGAUCUCGGAAUAGUGAUGCAGCUCGUACUGGAAACAAUCACUCCAAAAAAGUAGUUGAUAGGAAGAAUGAUUCUCUACGCAUGAAUAACCCUGGGAAAGGGUCUAUUAGGUGGCCUGUUCCUAUUGAAGAUGGUGCAUCUCCUGUCAAGCCUGAGAGGGGCCUUACGCUUGAUACGAGGCAAAACCAUGGCAAUGCUGCAAGGCAUCCGAUCCAGGUGUCGUCGCAGGCCAAGGAGUACGAGAACCAGCAGAAGCUGAGGAAAGCAACAUUGACCUCAUCUCUAGGAUCUGCAGGAGAUUGGAAUAGGGACAGGAACAAGAGAAUGUGAAUUGUACAUUAUUCCCCUUGGAAACCAUAGUCUGCGAUAUAGAGUCUGGGGGCAGUGUACCCAGACAACUGUUCCAUAAGAGUAACAGAACAUUGGGAGAUGCGAUAAUUUAGGUGGCGGAUGAUGUAUUUAUUGGGCAUUUGUUGGUACAAUUGUUGUAACAAUUGUAGUUCUUUUUACUUGCCAUCUUACCAGAGGUCUCUCCCAGUCUCACCAUCUUCUAUUGUGUAUUAGUAUGUCUCGAUCUACUUUCAGCCAAAGUAAUAAUUGCACGGGGUGGUUAAUUCCAUUGAGGGAAAUAUUCAUGCAAUAUAUUCUGCCUGAUCCAAGUUUA